This is a messenger RNA of Penicillium chermesinum, 2655 nucleotides long. RefSeq lists its product as uncharacterized. NCBI's taxonomy places the organism in Eukaryota, Fungi, Ascomycota, Eurotiomycetes, Eurotiales, Aspergillaceae. Bases 1 to 2655 code for a protein of 884 amino acids. The record is from RefSeq and is a predicted model, not a curated record. Gene Ontology annotation, molecular function: protein binding. The transcript is spliced from 12 exons.
AUGUGCCCCCCCACCGAUGAGCAGCGCGAGGCGAACUUGGAUCGCGCCCGAAUGGCCGUUUUGUCCACCACCGACCCGGAGAUGCAAUUGGCCUGGGCUCAAGAUGCGCUGGCUUUUGUCGAAGUGGCUGCUCAGAACGAAGCGCGCCUAUCCUUGACUCAACCCCCGCGUCCACAUACCCCACCGGUGGAGCGCCAGUUGAAAAAUGACGCUUUGAACAUCGUUGGCUUCUUAGCCGAACAACACCACCCCAAGGCAGAGUUUCUCAAGGGCAUGUGGCUGGAAUUCGGCAAGUUCAAUUAUCGCGUCGACAGGAAAGAAGCUUUCCGAUGCUAUACGCGUGCAGCGGACAAGGGCUACGCUCGCGCAGAAUACCGUAUUGGUAUGCAAUUCGAGAGCUCGGGCGAGCCGGAAAAGGCCAUCAAGCACUAUGAACGAGGUGUCACGAUGGGUGACUCUGCAUCUUACUAUCGUCUGGGUAUGAUGAUUCUCCUCGGCCAGCAUGGUCAACGGCAAGACUUCGCAAGAGGACUGGAGUACAUUCGUUUGGCCGCACAAUCGUGCGAUCAGAAUGCGCCGCAGGGUGCCUACGUCUAUGGCAUGCUCAUUGCCCGAGAGCUACCCCAAGUCAAUGUCCCUGAAUCUUUCCUGCCAAUGGAUUACAACAUUGCGCGUGUCAAUAUUGAGAAAGCUGCAUACCAUGGAUUCGCCAAGGCUCAAGUAAAGAUGGGUGCCGCAUAUGAGCUUUGUCAACUCGGUUGCGACUUCAACCCCGCUCUAUCCUUGCACUACAACGCACUCGCUGCUCGCCAAGGCGAGCCGGAGGCCGAAAUGGCCAUCAGCAAAUGGUUCCUUUGUGGACACGAAGGAAUUUUCGAGAAAAACGAUGAGCUUGCUUUCACGUAUGCUCAACGUGCCGCCCAGAGCGGUCUUCCUACUGCCGAGUUUGCCCUCGGUUAUUUCUAUGAAGUGGGGAUCUUCGUUGCUGCGGAUCUGAAGGAGGCCCGAAGCUGGUACGCGAAGGCAGAAGCUAGCGGUAACAGAGACGCGACAAGUCGGAUUGAUAGUAUCUCUCGUUCCAAGACGCUUUCCCGAAAGGAUCACCAGGCAGUCGCAAUCAAUCGCAUCAAGUCAGUUCGGCAUGUUGCGCACCAACGAGGCAAUUCUUUUGAUCCGGCGGGGAGAAUCUUGAAAUGCCUGACCCUUCACGGCUCACUCUGUCUGAUCCGCCCUCGUCUGCUGCUCCUUAUCCUGACCGCGCUACUCCGCGCGCUCGUCCUCCAGGCCAGCAGAAUUAUCAGAUGCCUGACCAUCGACCAAGCUCCGCAUUUGGUGUCAACCCAAAUCUUCGCACCAAUGGCCCACCUCAACCGCCCCGGCGCCUACCGUCCGGGCCCCGGUAGCGCCCCUAGCAGUGGCCCCGGUACUCCAGUCAGCGCACCACCUGGCCCGAUGAGUCCUCAGAAUAUGAUGAGCCCCAAUGGAACUCCUCGAUUGGAUAUCGGUUAUUCUGCACCUGUGCCGCCGCCUGGUGACCGACGCCGCCCCCCACGACUCGAGGGGGCACCUCCAGACCGAAGACCUGUGCGGACACCUGUGGGUGGGCCCCCUGGCUCUGCUGGUCCUGGCGGUCUUGCCUCACCUCGUACUACGGCGUCUCCUCGGCCAGGUGGCUCUCCGUCUUCUGCCAACUUCCCAAACCAGGGGAACUUUCCUCCACGAACCGAGUCCCGGCAACCAUCCAGAGGGUCCGCGGCUUCUUCUGUGGCUUCUGGGCCUUCCGCUACCACCCCUGGGCCAAGACCCCCUGCUCAGCAGCAGCCAUCUAAGCCAAGUGCUCCGCCACCCGGAAAAGGACCCAAAACUUUCGAAGAAAUGGGAGUUCCGAGUGCUAAAAGCGAUAAUGAUUGUACAAAUGUGAAGCGCAGCGCCAAAUGCGCUCAUCUUUCCUCGUUUUUCACAUCGUUUUCCUGCCUUUUCAACAACCCCAACAUGGUUCGCAAGCCCAAGGCCGAUACAGGCGCAGCUUCUGGUGACGUGGCACUCGUUCUCGAUUACCUACGUGCUCAAAAUCGCCCAUUCUCGGUUAUUGAGGUGUCUGCCAAUUUGCACAACAAAGUCUCUAAGGCAAAAGCUACGAAGGCGCUUCAGCAACUACACGAGGAGGGCCAGAUCGGAGGACGGACUAAUGGGAAGCAAGCGGUCUAUCAUGCUUUGCAGGAUGCGGCACGAAGCGUGACCCCCCAAGUCCUUUCUACAAUGAAUCAGGAAAUAGAGAAGCUUCGAACUGAGCUCGCUGAUCUCAAGACCAGUGAAAGAAAAGCCCGGAUGGCUUUAGCGGUCUUCGAGGCUAACCCACGACUUUCCAAUCUGCAGGAGGAUAUCCAGCGCUUGGAGCAGGAACGAAAUGGAAUCCGAGAGCACUUAGCUAUUUUGCACGACGAUAACGAAGUACACCUAUCCCCAGAAGAGCGAGAAAGACUCGAACGGGAAUGGGAAUACUGGCAAAGUCAUGCCACCAGCCGCCGUCGCAUGUGCCGGGAUCUAUGGGGCAGGUGCACCGAAGUACUACCAGAGGGAACAAGCGAGAGAGAGCUUUGGGGCUUGAAGGGCCGCUCCAAUGAGGGGCUGGCGGGUGUUGACGCUACAGCGUGA